AUGCUCAAGCGAAAGAACGAAGAGGUCAAUGCUGUGGACCAGUCAAACUCUGGGAUCAAGAGAGUCGCGCUGGACGCUGAAGUUGUUGAGGCACAGGAUGAAGACGGUGCACAAGAUCAUGAUAUGAUCAAAACAGAAGACAAUCAAGAGAAUAACGAUAUCAACUCCGCUAUUGCUGCUGCUGUUGGAGGCGAGUCAUCCGAAGGUUCAAGGGCCAUUUCUAGUCAUAAAGUUCAUCAAGAUGGUGAUCCUACUUAUGUUCAUUUUAGAAUGUUGUGUCAAGUUAAAGAAGCCGCAUUAGUUGUAGGAAAAGGUGGUGAAAAGAUUAGUCAUAUUAAAGAAGUAUCAGGAACUAGAAUAAACGUUAGUGAGAAUAUUCGUGGUGUUACUGAACGUGUUAUCCAUGUUAGAGGUCCUGCAGAGAAUGUUGCUAAAGCUUUUGGUUUAAUGACAAGAGCUAUAUUAGAUGAAGAGGAAAACGUUCCAUCAACUGUUGAUUCACAUCAUUUUGCAUUACAAUUACUCAUACCACAUCAAGUUAUUGGUUAUGUUAUUGGUAAACAAGGUGGUAAAUUCAAAGAAAUUGAAGAAAAUUCAGCAGCUAAAUUGAAUGCAAGUAGUCAUUCAAUGCCAUUUUCUACAGAUCGUUGUCUAACAAUAGCAGGUGUAGCUGAUUCUAUUCAUAUUGCAACUUAUUAUGUUGCACAAACAGUGUUGACUCAUAAACCAAACUUCAAAGGGAAAGUCAUAUUUUAUGAUCCUGGUCAACAACACCAACAUCAUCAACAGCAACAACAGCAACACCUUAAUCUUCCACAACAUCAUUUACAACAUCAUCAACCGGGGCUGCCACCAAACCCAUUACUGUUCAAUGGAAUGAUGAAUUUUGGUCAACUGCCACAAUUUGAUCAACGUCAAUUAUUACAAUUUAAUAAUUUUGCAAGACCACAACAUAAUAGAAAUCAUAAUGGGAAAUUUCAACAAAGACCACCAUUUUCUAUGAAUGUACCUAUAAAUCCAUUAACUUUACCAUUAGCAAGCUCAACUGGUGGCGUUGGUGGUAGUCCACAAAUUACACAAGAAAUUUUCAUACCUAAUGAAUAUGUUGGUAAUGUUAUUGGUAAAAGUGGUAAAAAUAUAAAACUGAUUAAAGAUACUUCAGGUUCUAAAAUUCAAAUUGCUGAUCCAAAUCCAGAAUCUAAAGAACGUAAAAUAACGUUAGUUGGUACAAGUGCUGGUAAUCAAACUGCUAUUUUCCUGAUAAAUAAUAGAAUUGAAAGUGAUAAAAGAAGUAAUGAGGCAAAAGCAAAAUCCGCAGCUCCUCAAAAUCAUGAAUCUGAUUCUAUUAAAAAGGAAAUACCUGAAAGUACUUGA
Molecule: messenger RNA, 1374 nt
Organism: Hansenula ciferrii
Lineage: Eukaryota; Fungi; Ascomycota; Saccharomycetes; Phaffomycetales; Wickerhamomycetaceae
Gene: PBP2
Product: telomere maintenance protein PBP2
Exons: 1
Coding region: 1-1374 (457 amino acids)
Biological process (GO): regulation of gene expression
Cellular component (GO): nucleus; cytoplasm
Molecular function (GO): mRNA binding
Source: RefSeq, a predicted model, not a curated record